Messenger RNA from Helobdella robusta, 2145 nucleotides. RefSeq lists its product as hypothetical. The record is from RefSeq and is a predicted model, not a curated record. The transcript has 4 exons. The coding region runs from base 1 to 2145 and encodes 714 amino acids. Lineage: Eukaryota; Metazoa; Annelida; Clitellata; Rhynchobdellida; Glossiphoniidae.
AUGAGUAAUAAGAACAAAAACUUACAUUUAAAUAUAUCUGUUGUUAAUAAAGCACCGGGUGUGAAGAUAGAUUUCCGUGAGAAUAGCUUUGUUCAUGUUUACACAGUGAACGACGGUGAUGGAGAAGCCAUGACCAGGAAUGCUCCUGCCAAAGACCACAUCGUCGUAAAUUUGCAACACAAAAAUAACAAAGAAAAAAAAUUAACUAAGGAUACCAAUGAAAUUGAAUCAGAUGAUUCCCCAUCCACAAUAAUUCACCUUAAAAUUUCACCUGAAACUGAGCUAUCAUGUGAUGGGUUCACAAAUGUAAAUGACAGCUCUUCAGAUGAAAAGGUCCACAAGAGAGAUAAAGGUAAAAGGAGUCCAAUCAAACCUGCUACAAUAAAAAAUUGCUCCAAGUUCAGAAAAGUUUUAAGGGAAAUGAAAAAGGAAGGCCAAUCUUACGAUAAAAAAGAAGAUAACAAAACAAAAAUUUUGAAAGAAUUUGAAAUCAACAACCAACUAGAAAAAUUAAGAACCGAAACUUUGAAAGUUCCAAAGAAACGAGGUCAUACAUUUUAUGGCAAUUCAUCCGAGAAAUCAUCAUUAAACAACAAUAGCCAUACCACAAACAAAUUUGCUAGCAACAAUAACACUACAAAUAGCAGCAGUGCCGUAAAGUUAGUAAUGCCACCUUCACCAUCCAGAAGUUUAGUGUCUGACAUUUCCUCAUCAAACGACAUAUCGAGCAUUUUCACAGAUCCAGAGGAUUCGUUAACAGAAGUAGUAAGUGCUUCGAGUCAAGGAGACCAUACAAUCAAUGAGGCACAUGAUCCCAACAAUAUGAACUCCAUAGGCAAAACUUUAAACCUUCUUGGUCCCGCUUCAUUCAAGCGAAAAUAUUACUGCUGCAUAGGACCACAGUCGAAGCGUAAAAAACUUUUAACCCAGUUGGGUAUUGAAGAUUUAGAUGAUAAUAAAAUUAGUCUGCAACAUAAGAGACUACUGUCGAUCAUGUCCAAUUCACACCAGCAGUACAACGAAGGGAUGCGCGUAUUCAAAGAUACCAAUGGGGUCCAGAUCAUGGAGGCAGUCAAUGUUUAUGUGCCAAUAAAAAAGGGUUGCUGUAAAACUAACAGAAACAAAAACCACAGUUAUGAUAAUAAUAAUAAUGAUGAUGAUGAUGGUGAUGACAACUGUGAUAUCGGUGAUGAGAAUGAUGAUGAAGAUGAUUAUUCUCUGAUUGGGAGUGAAGUUCUAAAGCUGUGGAACUUAACUGAUUCAGAGAUUGAAGAACUCAAGAAACAAGUUCGAGAGGAGCAGAGACACAAGGAGGAAGAGCACAUAAUGCCGUUGAUAAUGAACUUGACCUACGACCAAAUCGAGUCAACGUACAGUGACGUCAAAUAUGACGUCACAAAUGAUGACGGGCGGAAGAGGCGGGAAGGUAAGAUGACUCAUCAUCAAGAAUCACAUCCAGCCACACAACGUGAAGAUGACGUGGACGAUGGGAAUAAGUGCGAUGACCACCUUGAGGAUGAUGAUGAAGAAGAAGAUGAAGAUGACGACGACGAAGAUGAUGAUGAUGAUGAUAGUGGCAAUAUAAAAAGUCUAGAUGCAUUGUAUGAUGAAGAGUUCAACAAAAAUAGCUACAAGAGAUUCCUAACGGACAUCGAGAAAGGACCGAGUGAGAGGUGGAAACUCAUUAUCGACGAAAAUGUAGGAUGUGUCAAUGGGGAGGUUGACAGGCCACGUGAUGGUGCACUCGAGCCUACGGAAUAUUCUAGGAGGAGGCCGAAGAGAUCUUGCGUAGAUUACACCCCGUCUGCCUACGCUGCUAUUGACAGGAUGAUGAUGAUGAAGAGGAGAAAAAUUCUUGCGGAUAAUGAUGUUUGUGAGAUUGGCUACGAUGGUGAUAAUAAUAAUGAUGAUAAAAAUAAUGCCGUUACUCCUCAGCUGCCUUCAUUGAGUGAAAAUGAUCACGGCCACGAUGAUGGUGAUAAUGAGGAAGUGGAAAAUGAUAACGACGAUAACAACGACAACAAUAACAACAACAACAACGUCAGUAAUGAAGCCGCUAACAAUGUUGAUAACGACAAUAGUGAUGACAUUGAUGUAGAGAGUAACUACUGUAAGAAUGACUGUGAUGAUGAUAGAGAGAGGUGA